AUGUCAGUUUAUGAUGUUGGUACUCGUUGUUGGUACCCUGAUGAUAAGUUAGGUUGGAUAGGUACAACAGUCAAAUCAUGUAAAUUGAAUAAUAAUCAAUAUGACAUUCAAUUGAAAAAUGAUGAUGAUGAUAAUGUAUUUGAUGUUACUACCAAAUCCAUUGAAGAAGAAGAUAGUAAAUUUCCUUUAAGAAAUCCACCAAUUUUAGAAGCCAGUGAAGAUUUAACUAGUUUAUCAUAUUUAAAUGAACCAGCAGUUUUACAUGCUAUUAAAUUAAGAUAUAGUCAAUUAAAUAUUUAUACAUAUUCUGGGAUUGUUUUAAUUGCCACCAAUCCAUUUCAAAAGAUUGAUCAAUUAUAUUCUCAAGAUAUCAUUCAAGCUUAUAGUGGUAAAAGAAGAGGUGAAUUAGAUCCUCAUUUAUUUGCUAUAGCAGAAGAUGCUUAUAGAUGUAUGAAAUUAGAUGGUAAUAAUCAAACUAUAGUGGUUUCAGGAGAAUCAGGAGCUGGGAAAACCGUAUCAGCUAAAUAUAUCAUGAGAUAUUUCGCCAGUGUUGAAAAUGAUAAAUCUGAUAAUGGAGAUAUGAGUGAUGUUGAAAAGCAAAUUUUAGCUACUAAUCCAAUUAUGGAAGCUUUUGGUAAUGCUAAAACCACCAGGAAUGAUAAUUCAUCUCGUUUUGGGAAAUAUUUAGAAAUUUUAUUUGAUGAUAAAACUUCAAUUAUUGGUGCUAGAAUUAGAACCUAUCUUUUAGAAAGAUCAAGAUUAGUUUUCCAACCCAAAAAUGAAAGAAAUUAUCAUAUUUUUUAUCAAUUAUUAUCAGGAUUAAAUAAUGAUGAUAAAUUAAAAUUAAAUCUUUCCAAUCCUGAUGAUUAUAAUUAUACUUCUCAAGGUGAUGCAUCAAUUAUUGAAGGUACUGAUGAUGUUAAAGAAUUUCAAAUUACUCAAGAAGCUUUAUCAUUAAUUGGUAUUAAUGAUGAUAAACAAUUUGAAAUUUAUAAAAUCUUAGCAGCUUUAUUACAUAUUGGUAAUAUUGAAAUUGCCCCAUCAAGAAAUGAUGCCCAUUUAUCAUCAGAUGAACCAAAUUUAAUUAAAGCUUGUGAUUUAUUAGGUAUUGAUGCUAUGAAUUUUAGUAAAUGGUGUGUUAAGAAACAAAUAACUACCAGAUCAGAAAAGAUUACAUCAAAUUUAAAUUAUAAACAAGCAUUAGUUGCUAGAGAUUCAUUUGCUAAAUAUAUUUAUUCAGCAUUAUUUGAUUGGUUAGUUGAUUAUAUAAAUGCUGAUUUAUGUCCACCAGAAGUUAGUGAUAAAGUUAAUUCAUUUAUUGGAGUAUUAGAUAUUUAUGGAUUUGAACAUUUUGAAAAAAAUAGUUUUGAACAAUUCUGUAUUAAUUAUGCUAAUGAAAAAUUACAACAAGAAUUUAAUCAACAUGUAUUUAAAUUAGAACAAGAAGAAUAUGUUAAAGAAGAAAUUGAAUGGAGUUUUAUUGAUUUUAGUGAUAAUCAACCAUGUAUUAAUUUAAUUGAAAAUAAAUUAGGGAUCUUAUCAUUAUUAGAUGAAGAAUCAAGAUUACCUUCAGGUUCAGAUCAAAGUUUAAUUGAAAAAAUGUAUCAAACAUUAAAUAAAGAACCAACCAAUAAAGUAUUUAAAAAACCAAGAUUUGGUCAAUCUAAAUUUAUUGUUGCUCAUUAUGCUUUAGAUGUUAGUUAUGAUAUUGAAGGAUUUAUUGAAAAGAAUAGAGAUACUGUUGGUGAAGGUCAUUUAGAAGUUUUAAAGAAUUCAUCCAAUGAUUUAUUAAAAGAAGUUUUAGAAAUUAUUGAUAAAAAUGCUAAUGCUUUACAAUUAACUGGAGCUAAAAAAUCUAUUGCUAGUAAGAAACCAACAUUAGGAUCAAUUUUCAAAAAUUCAUUGAUUGAAUUAAUGAAAACUAUUAAUUCUACUAAUGUUCAUUAUAUUAGAUGUAUUAAACCUAAUGAAUUAAAGAAAGCUUGGGAAUUUGAUAGUUUAAUGGUACUUUCUCAAUUAAGAGCUUGUGGAGUAUUAGAAACUAUUAGAAUUUCAUGUGCUGGAUUCCCAACUAGAUGGACUUAUUUGGAAUUUGCUGAUAGAUAUCAUAUUCUUGUUAAAUCUGAUGAUUGGAUUGAAGUUAUGAAAAAUUCUUUAAAUGUUGAUGCUAAUGGUAAAAAUAAAGAAUUAUCUCAUUUAUGUAAUCAAAUUUUAGAAACUAAUCAAACUGAUAAGAUGAAAUAUCAAUUAGGUAAUACUAAAAUCUUUUUUAAAGCUGGGAUGUUAGCUCAUUUUGAAAAAUUAAGAAGUGAUAAAUUAUUUAAUUCUGCUACUAUGAUUCAAAAGAAUAUUCGUAGAUUUGUUGUUCAAAAAAGAUAUCAUGAAAUUUUAUCAAGUCAUAAACAACUUCAAAGUUUAAUCAGAGGUAGAUUAGCUCGUUUAAGAAUUAAACAUGAAAGAGAAACUACUGCAGCUAUAUUAAUUCAAACUAUUGUUAGAGGUUAUCAAGCAAGAAAAUCAUUGAAAGAAUCUCUUGAUUCAAUUAUAACUUUACAAAAAUCUAUCAGAGGUUAUCAAGCAAGACAAUCAAUGUUAACUUUGAAAACUGAAAAAUCCGCCAUUGUAUUACAAAAAUCUUGGAGAGGUUUAAAUAAUAGAAGAAGUUUUAUUAAACAAAAGAAAUCAGCUGUUCUUAUUCAAAGUUUAAUUCGUAGAAAAUUAGCUGUAGGAGAAUUAAAACAAUUAAAAGUUGAAGCCAAAUCAGUUAAUCAUUUUAAAGAAGUUAGUUAUAAAUUAGAGAAUAAAGUCAUUGAAUUAACUCAAUCAUUAACUGCUAAGAUUCAAGAUAAUAAGAAACUUAUUAGUGAAAUCACCAGUUUGAAAUCUCAAUUAGAACAAUCAAAUAAUCAUCAUGAUAUGUUAAAAUCCAAAGAAUUAGAAUUUAAAGAUAAAUUUAAUAGUCAAAAUGAUGAACAUCAAACCGAAAUCAAUAAUCUUAAUGAAGAAUUACUCACUAUAAAGAAUGAAUAUCAAUCAGCAGAAUCAAGAAUUGAACAAUUAACUAAAGAACAAAAUUCUCUUAAACAACAAGUUCAAGAUAAUUUACAAGAUUUAAAGAAUGCUAAAGAUGAAUUACUUAAACGUGAUACCAUUGAAAUUGAUUUAAAGAAUAAUAUCGAUCAAUUAAAGAAUGAAUUAUCAACAUUAAAGAGUCAACCAAUAGUUAUGCCUAAAUUAAAUGCUGCAAAGAAUAGAAAUAUUAAUACCAAACGUCAUUCAUCAAUAAAUUCAUCAAAUAAUAAUCAUAUGGGUGAUAAUAGACCUGUUUCAGUAAUAGCUAUUUCUAAUGAUGAAGAAACCAAUAUUGAUGAUAUUAAUGAUGAAUUAUUCAGAUUAUUAAGAAAUUCUCGUCAAUUACAUCGUGAAGUUGUUGAAGGGUUAUUGAAAAACUUGAAAAUCCCACCUGCUGGUGUUGCAUCAGAUUUUACUCGUAAAGAGAUCUUAUUCCCAUCAAGAAUUAUUAUCAUCAUUUUAAGUGAUAUGUGGAGAUUAGGUUUAACCAAAGAAUCUGAAGAAUUUUUAGGUGAAGUCUUAGCUACCAUUCAAGUAAUUGUUUCAAAUUUGAAAGGUGAUGAUGUUAUACCUCAUGGAGCUUUUUGGUUAUCAAAUACUCAUGAAUUAUAUUCAUUUGUUUCAUAUGCUCAACAAACCAUUUUAUCAAAUGAUACUUUAUCUUAUGAAAUGAGUGAAGAAGAAUUCGAUGAAUAUCUUAAAUUAAUUGCUGUGGUUAAAGAAGAUUUUGAAUCAUUAUCUUAUAAUAUUUAUAAUAUGUGGAUGAAAAAGAUGGAAAAGGAAUUAGAAAGAAAAGCUGUUUCUGCUGUGGUAUUAUCUCAAUCAUUACCUGGAUAUAUGGCACCAGAGAAUUCUCCUUUCUUAGCCAAAGUAUUCUCUCCUGCUAAUCAAUAUAAAAUGGAUGAUAUCUUAUCAUUCUUUAAUUCAGUUUACUGGUCAAUGAAAUCUUAUUUUAUUGAACAUGAAGUUAUGAAUGAAGUUAUCAUUGAACUUUUAAGAUUUAUUGAUGCUUUAUGUUUCAAUGAUUUAAUUAUGAGAAGAAAUUUCUUAAGUUGGAAGAGAGGUUUACAAUUGAAUUAUAAUGUUACAAGAUUAGAAGAAUGGUGUAAAGGUCAUGAAAUUCAAGAAGCUAGUGGUUAUUUAUGUCAUUUAUUCCAAGCUGCUAAAUUAUUACAAAUUAAGAAGAAUACUCCUGAAGAUAUUGAAAUCAUUUAUGAAAUUUGUUAUGCUUUAAAACCUUCCCAAAUUCAAAAAUUAAUCAGUCAAUAUUAUGUUGCUGAUUAUGAAACUCCAAUAUCUCCUGAAGUCUUACAAGCUGUUGCUGAUAGAGUCAAAUUAUCAAAUGAUUCAACUAAUCAAGAUUUAUUUGAAUUAGUCUCAACUGAUGGUUACUUUAAUGAUCCUUUCAGAACUGUCAAUUUAAGACCUUUCUCAAGAGUUGAAGCUUAUGUUCCAGCUUGGUUGACUUUACCUAUAAUUAGAAGAAUUGUCGAAUUAGUUGCAAAGAAUGCUAGUGUUCAAGAAUCUGAAUAA
Molecule: messenger RNA, 4605 nt
Organism: Yamadazyma jaroonii
Lineage: Eukaryota; Fungi; Ascomycota; Pichiomycetes; Serinales; Debaryomycetaceae
Source: the annotation of a GenBank genome assembly